This is a messenger RNA of Anneissia japonica, 1244 nucleotides long. RefSeq lists its product as uncharacterized. NCBI's taxonomy places the organism in Eukaryota, Metazoa, Echinodermata, Crinoidea, Comatulida, Comatulidae. The record is from RefSeq and is a predicted model, not a curated record. The transcript has 5 exons. Bases 1 to 762 code for a protein of 253 amino acids.
AUGUUUAAGGAUGAAGCUGGUGGAAAGAUUAUUAAGUCGUUUGUUGGGUUGAGGUCGAAACUAUAUUCCUUAAAAAUACACGAUGGAGAUGAAGAUAAAAAAUGCGAAGAAUCACCUUGCCCAUCGGGAACAACCUCUCUGAAUGGAUACACUCCGAAUUGUUUUGCCCAGCCUCCGAAAAUGUAUAAGCAGCCGUUGUUGUAUCUAGAGGAGACGUACAGUGGGUUUUAUCUGCUGUGUGUGUUCGAGUAUCCUGAAUAUCAAAAUGUCACAUUCGAUGUAAUUUGGUCAUCUGAGAAGGAUGACCUUCACAGAGAAACUCUAUUUGAAUCAAGGAAUGCAACACUGCCCGGUGAAAUGGUGGAUGUCAACCAUCUUCUUAUUUACUGUAAAAUCACAGCUAUGUUCAUCUACCCAGAUGGGACUGCUAAAAGCACGCCCUCUCCGGCUAUCAGUAGCAGAAGCAUUCUUCUUAGUGUAGAGGAACUACAAAGCCCGGAAAAUGAUACAACAGUUGCAAACAUUUCUAGAAAUAGACUCCAAGAAACCUCAAACAUCUUAAACAAUAGUAGCCUGCCUAUUGCUGUUAGCGUUGGAACUGUCGUUUUAUUAUUACUUUUAGCUGCUGUUAUAUUCUUUGUAAUCAGGAAAAACAGAAUAAGAGCGCGCUCAAAGUUGUUCCUUUUGGAUACUAAUAGAGAUGGAUUGUCUGAAACUUAUUCAGAAUCGGACGACGAAAACAAUUGUAAUACAAUGCUUUAGUGGUUUAAACGCAAAUCUCCACGCAAUGGUGUCCCCGUCUCAGGUGACAUACACAUGUGUAUGCUCGGCCUCAUGUGUUUAGGUUCCUGGCGUGUUUAGCAUUAGUUGUGCUUAGGUAUUUCAGACCAUGAUGUCAAGUACCUAAGCACAUUUAAUUCUAAACACGUUAAAAUCCUAAGCAUAAUAUUAGGAAUAAGAUAGAUCUAAAAACAUUUAGCUUUUAAAUGUGUUACCAACGACCGGACAACAUCGCGUGGAGUUUUGCAUUUAAAUCUGCCACACUGUUUUUACAGUGUAUCAAGUCCCUAAUUUGUCAUAGCUUAUAUAUCAAGUAGGUUUGUUGCUGAGGUAGCACCGUCGACACAAUUUAAACAAAAUUGUACUAAGUUCAAUUGUUCUCUUUUGAUGAUCCAAUUAAUAUCUAAGAAAAACAAAAAAUAUUAAAAUAAAAUUUUACUGGUUUUAUAGAUAUAAAAAAAGUA